CCAGGACUCUGCAUUCACUAUAUCUGGUCUCCCCGGACCCUGCAUUCACUAUAUCUGGUCUCCCCGGACCCUGCAUUCACUAUAUCUGGUCUCCCCGGACCCUGCAUUCACUCUAUCUGGUCUCCCACAGACCCUGCAUUCACUAUAUCUGGUCUCCCCGGACCCUGCAUUCACUAUAUCCGGUCUCCCCGGACCCUGCAUUCACUAUAUCUGGUCUCCCCGGACCCUGCAUUCACUAUAUCCGGUCUACCCGGACCCUGCAUUCACUAUAUCCGGUCUCCCCGGACCCUGCAUUCACUAUAUCCGGUCUCCCCGGACCCUGCAUUCACUAUAUCUAGUCUCCCCGGACCCUGCAUUCAUUAUAUCUGGUCUCCCAGGACCCUGCAUUCACUAUAUCUGGUCUCCCCGGACCCUGCAUUCACUAUAUCUGGUCUCCCCGGACCCUGCAUUCACUAUAUCUGGUCUCCCCGGACCCUGCAUUCACUAUAUCUGGGUCUCCCACAGUACACACUACAUAGAAAUGUGAUUAUUGUAGUAAAUAUAAACUGCUAAAUACCUCUUCUCAUCAUCUCAUCAUAAUAAUAAAUCUGCUUUCUCAAGUUAGUUGUUUAU
Staurois parvus is the source of this 612-nucleotide messenger RNA. The record is from the annotation of a GenBank genome assembly. Lineage: Eukaryota; Metazoa; Chordata; Amphibia; Anura; Ranidae.